AUGCUAGAACGUCAAUUACGUGAUCGGUCUGCAACGGGUCUCAACCAUCCCCGACUUGAAGUGGAAUUGAAACAAAGGUGGCCAGAGCUAAAAACAUUCGAUGAUAUUGAAGGCAUAGAAAACGAAGUGUCGUUCGCGGAAGUUUUCAAAAUAGCGCUAUCAAGAGAGUUGGCGGAAAAAGACAUUGUAGAAAGUGAAUGCGCGGAAGUGAAAAAGAUAGUAAAACGUCGUUCGAAAAUCGAUCGGAUCCAGCCAAAACUACGGGCUUAUGGCAAUUUCGAUUUACCUUGCCAAGGGGAAGCUACAGUGACAGUGACGCUGAACAAGCGAACGCGAUCUUUAAAAGUAGUCGUGGUGGACAACGCGAAUCCAAUGUUAUUUGGCUUAGAGUGGAAUGAAGCCUUCAAUUUGCCACUGCCCGAACCAGUGUACAACGUAGAUCGUGUCAACAACCACGUGCAGCCGACAACGAAACCACUGCAUCAGAAGUUAAAUGACAUAUUGGAAGAGAACAAGCAGCUAUUCGAAGAAGGACUGGGAAAAAUAAAUAACUACCAAGUUAAAAUUCACGUAAAGGAAACAGCAACACCAAUACAUAUUCCAGCCAGGCCAGUCCGAUUCGGAAUUCAAAAAAGCGUGGAAUUCGAACUUGAAAGGUUACAGCAGCUUGGAAUUAUCUCACCUGUUGACCCCAACGAAACACCGAUCGAAUGGGCAACACCCACUGUCAACGUGGUUAAACGAAACGGAAAUAGACGUAUUUGUGGUGAUUUUCGUGUUACACUGAAUCCAGCACUAGUAACAAUACGACAUCCAGUACCAACAUUCGAAAACAUCCGUCAGCAGCUUGCCAAGGGUGAGAAGUACACGAAUUUAGAUCUACGCGAUGCCUAUCUACAAUUCGAGAUUAGUCCAGAGUCAAGAAAAUACCUAAUCAUAUCCACACACAAAGGUUAUUUUCAGUAUAACCGUAUGACUCCUGAUAUAUCGAGUGCACCCGGAACAUUUCAAAAUUAUAUGGAAAAUCUACUUGCUGGCAUACCCAACGUUGCAAUCUAUUUCGACGACAUAGGCAUUACAGGUCCAUCUAAGAUCAUUAAGAGAAACAGUAUCGACUAUUUGGGCCAUCAAUUCAACCGAAAAGGGAUCUAUCCAGUGGAAGACAAGCUGAUAGCAAUCAAAAAUGCUGCAAUACCCACUAACAAGAAGGAGUUACGAUCUUUUCUGGGAUUGGUCAAUUUUUACGAGAAAUUCAUACCCAACUUACAUGGAGCAUGUUCCGAACUACACGCAUUAACUGGUACAAAGUCGCAAUGGCGAUGGUCAAUAAAGGAACGGAAACAAUUUGAUAAUGUUAGACAUAUGAUAGCUAGCGCCCGUCAUCUAACUCCUUACGAUCACACAAAACCGCUUUAUUUGGCAACAGACGCAUCCGAUGUAGGCCUUGGUGCUGUUUUAUAUCAUCAGGACGAGGCUAACAACGAGUUACCUAUCGCCUACGCGUCACGAAAAUUGAACGAAGCAGAACAAAAAUACGCUACCAUUGACAAGGAGGCAUUAGCAAUAUUUUUCGCCGUGAAGAAAUUUGAUCCAUAUUUACGUGGGACAAAGUUUACAUUAAUUACGGAUCACAAGCCGCUUCAACACCUGUUGGGAGACAAACGAAAUUUGCAAAAAAUCGUAAACAACCGUCUGACGAGAUGGGCACUAAUGUUGGGUGCAUACAAUUACGAUAUACAGUAUCGUCAAGGCAAAUACAAUAUUCUAGCUGAUUGCUUAUCACGCUUACCAAACGCACAUGAAGCAAUUUCGGAGGAAGCGCAGAAGAUUCAUAAAAUUUAUGCGGUAAUUCAAACACGGAAGCUUGAUGAUAUUGUACUAACAGAACAGGAACUUAUGAAGCAGACGAAACAUAACCUAAUAUUACGACGAGUAAUUGAGUUAAUUGAGCGUCACUGGCCAGACACGAAGUGUAUCAACAACGAGCUGAAACCAUACUACGACAAACGGGAGGAACUAUCAUACGAAAACGGUAUUUUGAUGUGGCAAGGACGAAUUAUCGUGCCCGAUAAUCUUCAAGAAGUAACAUUGAGGCAUCUUCAUAGAGGGCAUCUAGGCAUUGGCUCUAUGCGUGCGUUAGCGAGGUACUAUGUAUGGUGGCCGAACAUCGACAAGGACGUGGAACAUACAGUGAAAUCAUGCAUGGCAUGUCAACGGCAACGCCCAAAACAAUCUGAACUGCCAAUCUACUUUUGGUCCCUGCCAGAGCAUUGUUGGCAACGACUGCAUGUGGACUUUGCAGGUCCCUUCGAAGGAAAAAUGUGGAUUGUGCUUGUUGAUGCUUUAUCAAAGUGGGUAGAAGCAGAUGUACUUUAUGCUGCCACCACAAGAACUUUGUGCGAAUUCCUAGAGGAGAAGUUUAUAACAUUUGGUUAUCUGGAAAUUAUCGUGUCGGAUAAUGGUAGUCAAUUUACGUCAGAAGAGUUUCGAAAUUAUUGUCAAAGUCAUGGAAUAAAACAUGUAACGUCUUCACCGUACCAUCCGAAAACCAACGGACUAGCCGAACGAUUCGUACGAACAUUCAAGGAGCGCAUGAAAGCCAGUGAAUAUGAUGGUUUAUCACAACGUCAGCGCUUGCGCACAUUUCUAUUUACAUAUCGAAACACACCACACUCCUUUACAGGGAAGGCACCAUCUGAAUUUUUGCUAGGUCGACGCCUGCGAACUUUAUUUGACAAUCUGAAGCCAACGGCUAAGAAAUCGACCCAAGAGACAAGUCGAAGAGAUGUAAAAUUACUGAAGGAAGGAGAAAUGUAA
Molecule: messenger RNA, 2817 nt
Organism: Hermetia illucens (black soldier fly)
Lineage: Eukaryota; Metazoa; Arthropoda; Insecta; Diptera; Stratiomyidae
Exons: 3
Coding region: 1-2817 (938 amino acids)
Biological process (GO): DNA integration
Molecular function (GO): nucleic acid binding
Source: RefSeq, a predicted model, not a curated record